Messenger RNA from Symbiodinium pilosum, 238 nucleotides. NCBI's taxonomy places the organism in Eukaryota, Dinophyceae, Suessiales, Symbiodiniaceae. The record is from the annotation of a GenBank genome assembly.
GACUCGCCAACUUGUCGAGUCACCGCGAACUCCGACUGCAGUGGCAGGCUCCGAGGAGCAAGCGGCUGAAGAGAAGGUGCAAGUGCUGUUGGAACUUCCCGACGGCAGCCUAUUUGAGGGGCAGUGGCGUCAUCGCUUGGCAGAGGGUUGCGGCAAACUGCAGCUUGCAAACGGUGGUGUUUAUGAUGGCCAGUGGUCUGUGGGCUAUGCCAAUGGUUUGGGACGAUUCACGCAGACG